Messenger RNA from Halichondria panicea, 2057 nucleotides. RefSeq lists its product as uncharacterized. Gene Ontology annotation, molecular function: sulfotransferase activity. The transcript has 9 exons. Bases 105 to 1976 code for a protein of 623 amino acids. The record is from RefSeq and is a predicted model, not a curated record. Lineage: Eukaryota; Metazoa; Porifera; Demospongiae; Suberitida; Halichondriidae.
UGCUGUGUUGCUAGCCUAGCUAGCUAAGGUAGUUAUAGAGAUGCUGCUGUCAACAGUACUAGUGUUGCUGUGUGAGGCAGCGAGUGCUGAGAGGCUCUGCAGAAAUGAAGGUCCUUGGAAAACUGCUCAGAGAUGUGUUGUACAGUCGUACAAAGUUGUCUCUCCUCGGUAUCACCAUGGCAAUGCUGCUAUUGUAUACCUUCUCUUGUGAGCUGAAUAUCUCCGCUAACUGUCAGUCAGUAGUAAUGGACAACCAUUUUUUACCGAAAAAAUCAGUCGUAUUCCUCCGAGAAGGACUGAAAUUAAACGACUCACCCCCCACCCAUAGUGAUAUUAUACCACCAGGGGGCACCUACUAUCGCAACACGCCAAUCAACAGAACAGAAGUUGAACAAUACGUGAGUGGGCUCGUGCAAGAUAUUCAAGUUAAGAAUACAAUUGAACAAAAGGAAAAAAGAAGAUUAGUGGAAGAGAAUCGCCUGAGAUUAGAGAGACAAAUGGACGCUAAUUUAGAGGAGAUUGAAUUGGAAAAUUGGAAUCUAGACAACUACUAUCACAUGCCUCGUACACCGAAAAUUUCAAUUCCAAAACCGAUAUUAGAACAACGACCUCAAAAUGUACGAACUACGUCGACUUUGAGGGUUCCCGGGUUUGUACAAAAACUGACUAAGAUAGUACCACCAGAGAAGAUAGUAUACAAGCAACCACAGCCGAUGGGAGAUAUGCCGAUGGUUAAUAAGGAGCUGGAGAACUCGUAUGAUGAGUUACUGGGCAUGGAAUCAUUGGAAGCUACCGGACCUGACAGUUCUGAUGAUGGAGUGGAAUCGAAACAUGAAUUGGAAAUAAAAGAACCCGUUUUGAAGCAACAAGUCGAUCCAAAACCAAAGAGAAAGGUGUUGGUGAAUGUUGAUGGGAGUUUGAGUGAGAUUAUGAGGGAAGAGAAUCCGUUGGUUGAGAAGGCAAAGAAAAAGAAGAAGUCUAUAAAAGCAAAGAAGAAGAAGAAGAAACAAAAGAAAUCAAUUCUGAAUUUACCGAACAGUUUCCCUUAUUUUGAUAAUGGUUAUCCCCCGCCCAAAAUUGGUACCUAUACCUGCAGCAACAGUCUCUGCUCAGAGUUUCUCACAAAAAAAGAUAUGGCAUUCUACAAGUUCAGUGUCAGCAGGUUCAAAAUGUCUGACAACUUCAAAGAGAAAGAUCACGCUUCUGGAGAGUGUCACUUCAUGAAUGGUAGCAGUCGCUCGGCAGUGGCUCUGGCUAGUUUCCCUGGGUCUGGUAACACCUGGGCUAGAGGACUACUGGAGAAGGCUACUGGAGUGUGUACAGGUUCUAUCUACUCAGACAAUGCGCUGCGUGCUGGUGGUAUGAACGGAGAGUGUGUGAGAAGUGGAGCUGUGAUUGCUGUGAAGACACACAAGUCCAUUCCUGUCUCAUGGACAGCUGAGGAUAAACCCAGUAUGGCCGCUAACAAUACAGACUCGAAGAAACCUGCAUACGGUUCAGCCAUUCUGGUAGUGCGUAACCCAUUCCACGCUCUAGUGGCCGAGUGGAGCCGACUUGCCGGGAACUCUCACGAUCACACUAGCCAGGUGUCCAGAGACUCUUUCGGAGGAAACACAAAGUGGAACUGGUUUAUUAAGAGCAAGCUAUCCGUGUGGCAGGCGUACUUCAAAUACUGGGUAGUGGGUGCGGCCAAUCAUCGUGUCCUGGUCGUUCGAUUCGAAGAUCUGAAGACAGAUGUUGUGGCUACGGUUACAAAGAUGCUUGAUUUCCUCAAGUUCUCGUACAACGAUAAAGAGUUGGCAAGGAAGCUAAGCGAGGACUUUGGAACAUUCAAAAGGAAACACAAAGAUGAUCAGUUUGACCACUUCACAGAGGAUCAGAAAUCUCUCGUCAGGAACGCUAUAAGCAAGUCUAUUGACUACCUCCGGGAAAAUAACCAUGGAAACACUUUAGGUAUUGAAGACUAUCUGAACUAACCGAAUCACAAUUUCAAAAUCAAUUAAUCAUCUGUACUUUGAUACCUGUCUAUAAUAGCUAAUAAUUAUUGUUUCCCGGGC